Rattus rattus (black rat) is the source of this 1519-nucleotide messenger RNA. It is a transcript of the gene Dhfr, whose product is annotated as dihydrofolate reductase. Gene Ontology annotation, cellular component: mitochondrion. The transcript has 6 exons. Lineage: Eukaryota; Metazoa; Chordata; Mammalia; Rodentia; Muridae. Bases 119 to 682 code for a protein of 187 amino acids. Gene Ontology annotation, biological process: folic acid metabolic process; glycine biosynthetic process; dihydrofolate metabolic process. The record is from RefSeq and is a predicted model, not a curated record. Gene Ontology annotation, molecular function: dihydrofolate reductase activity; NADP binding.
CGGCGGGCCUUGCGGGGGCGGGGCCUUAGCUGCCUUAGUGGUACUCCGCUCCAGGCUGCGAUUUCGCGCCAAACUUGACGGCACUCUAAGCUGGUGGGGUCUGAUCGCCGCUGCAGACAUGGUUCGUCCGCUGAACUGCAUCGUCGCCGUGUCCCAAAAUAUGGGCAUUGGCAAGAACGGAGACUUACCCUGGCCUCUGCUCAGGAAUGAGUUCAAGUACUUCCAGAGAAUGACCACAACCUCUUCAGUAGAAGGUAAACAGAAUCUGGUGAUUAUGGGUAGGAAAACCUGGUUCUCCAUUCCUGAGAAGAAUCGACCUUUAAAGGACAGAAUUAAUAUAGUUCUCAGUAGAGAACUCAAGGAACCACCACAAGGAGCUCAUUUUCUUGCCAAAAGUCUGGAUGAUGCCUUAAAACUUAUUGAACAACCAGAGCUAGCAAGUAAAGUGGACAUGGUCUGGAUAGUCGGAGGCAGCUCUGUUUACCAGGAAGCCAUGAAUCAGCCAGGCCACCUCAGACUCUUUGUGACAAGGAUCAUGCAGGAGUUUGAAAGUGACACAUUCUUCCCAGAAAUUGAUUUGGAAAAAUAUAAACUUCUCCCAGAAUACCCAGGCGUCCUUUCUGAAAUCCAGGAGGAAAAAGGCAUCAAGUACAAGUUUGAAGUCUAUGAAAAGAAAGACUAAUGGGAAGAUGCUCCCAAGUCCUACUGCUUCUCCUAAAAGGAUGCACUUCUACUGGCUUGCGAUCUAUGAGUAAUUAUUUCUUUAGGGAGGAGUGGCUGGGAAGACACAUUUGUUUUGUGUUGUGGAGAUGGAACCUAAGGCCCUGUGGAUGCUGGGCCAAUGCUGUACUGCUAAGCCACCCCCAACCCCAGCCCCUAUAUAAUCCUAAUCAAUGUUUUCAUUUCCCAUUAAGCUAACUGGAUUAUAUUAAAUGUGCCUUAAGAAAUACCACUUGCUAUAAAGGUCUCAGCGCCCCUCCCAUGAGGCCUCAAGUGGCUCAGCAGCAUCUGCAUAGGGUGUCGUGUGUACAGAGGACCCCAGAGAAUAGUGCCCCUGGAGCCCACGCUGAUAUGGGGCUCACAGAAACAGGAGCUAGACAGAUAAGUCCAAAGGCAGGAAUGGGCUUUAAACAGCAGAGCUGAAACUCAGACUUUAAAAGAAAAUUAGAUCAAAGUAGAGACUGGAUUAUUCUGUGCACAUCACACUUGCUGCAAAGCUCUGUUCACUCAGACAGAAAAUCGGUAAAUUGAGAACUCCAUUGUGUUCCGUGGAGACGAGAGCAGGUGGAAGAUUAUGUAAGGUCUGAAACAUGGAAACUUUCUGUUUCUCAUCUUCAGUGAGAUUCCAGGGGAUAUUACAGUGACAGAACAAGAAUAGGCUGCUUUCUACAAAAAAGUAAUCGCAAGCUUAAUAGCUCCUGUUAAGAACUCAGAUAAUGAAUUGAGAAUGGAUACUGCUUGAAAUGAAAAUUAAUGUUAGAAACUAAACUUUAUAAAAAUAAAAAAAUGAGCAUUAAAA